Molecule: messenger RNA, 9097 nt
Organism: Leucoraja erinaceus (little skate)
Lineage: Eukaryota; Metazoa; Chordata; Chondrichthyes; Rajiformes; Rajidae
Gene: ncoa2
Product: nuclear receptor coactivator 2
Biological process (GO): cellular response to hormone stimulus; positive regulation of transcription by RNA polymerase II
Cellular component (GO): nucleus
Molecular function (GO): protein dimerization activity; nuclear receptor binding
Source: RefSeq, a predicted model, not a curated record
UGCACUCCGUUCCCCGGUUCCAGCUCCUUGAGCUUCCACUUUCAUUUCCUCCCACAACUGGCAGCUGCCCAGGCUCUGAACUUUGUAGCACCCUCCCCAAACUUCACCACCACUUCUGGUGCCUAGUCGACAAUCUGCCAAAAAGCAGGAUUCGUUUUGACAUAUUGAAAUCCCGUUGAUCGUUACAUCGCUAUUUCGAUCAAAUUAAAUCCGGCAAGCCACAUAUUUCCCGAUUCCACUGAGAAAUCCCGAGCCGCAGCGAUGAAGCCCGCGAUGUGUCGUGAAUCUCGGCUUAGUUUGAGAGACUUUUAGUUUUUGCACGCUUCACUUCAAGAAGGAGGUUGCCCACAGCUUCUGCUCCAGGGAAAACAAUCCAAGUUUGACCAACCUCUCCUUAUAGCCAACACUCUAAUCCAGGCAACAGGUGAUCCUCUUCUGCCUUUCUCUAAAGCCUCGACAUCCUUCCUGCACACAACGCUCCAAAUAGUGAAGAGAAUAAUAUCUGAAGAUUGUCAAUCGUAUUGCAACCGAAAUGCCCUAGCGGUGUUUUUGGAGAAGAGCCAAGCUGCUUAUAUGUCCACAAGAUGAGUGGAAUGGGUGAAAAUUCCUCCGACCUUGCCAGAUUAGACGCGAGAAAACGCAAGGAAUCACCGUGUGACCACCCACGACCAAGCCCCAAACGUAACACUGAGAAACGUCAUCGAGAGCAAGAAAAUAAGUACAUUGAAGAACUUGCUGAACUGAUAUUUGCUAAUUUUAAUGACAUUGACAACUUCAACGUUAAGCCAGACAAAUGUGCAAUCCUAAAAGAAACUGUGAAAAGAAUCCGGCAUAUAAAAGAGCAGGAAAAGGUUGCCGCAAACGAAGAUGCUGUGCAGAAAGCGGAUGUAUCCUCCACAGGUCAAGGUGUAAUUGAUAAAGAGGCGCUCGGUCCAAUGAUGCUCGAGGCCUUGGAUGGAUUCCUUUUUGUGGUCAAUCUUGAAGGGCACAUAGUGUUUGUAUCUGAAAAUGUGACUCAGUACCUGAAGUACAACCAAGAAGAGCUUAUAAACUCCAGUGUAUACAGCAUACUGCAUGUUGGUGACCAUGCAGAGUUUGUCAGAAACCUUUUGCCUAAAUCUCUUGUUAAUGUGGUGCCUUGGUCCAAUGAAAUCCCAAGACGAAACAGCCACACUUUUAACUGUCGUAUGUUGGUUAAACCACCUGGUGAGACUGAUGAGGAAGGCCAUGAUAACCAGCAAGCACCUCAGAAAUAUGAAACAAUGCAGUGUUUUGCUGUAUCUCAACCAAAGUCAAUUAAAGAAGAAGGGGAAGAUUUGCAAUCCUGUUUAAUCUGUGUGGCAAGGAGAGUUCCCGUGAAGGAGAGAUCUCAAUUUGCUAAUACUGAAAGUUUUACCACCAAACAUGAUUUAACAGGCAAAUUAAAAUCUCUGGAUAUAAAUGCAUUACGUGCUUCAAUGAAACCAGGCUGGGAAGACUUAGUGCGAAGGUGUAUUCAAAGAUUUCACCUGCAAAAUGACAAAGAGAUUCCAUUUGCUAAGAGGCAUCAUCAUGAAGUGUUGAGACAGGGUCAGGCUUUGAGUCCUGUGUAUCGGUUUUCUUUAUCUGAUGGCACCAUGGUUGCUGCACAAACAAGGAGCAGGCUUAUGCGCACUCCAAAUACCAGCGAGUCUCAAUUUAUCAUGUCACUGCAUGUUGUUCAAAGAGAGCAAAAUGUCUGUGGGAUGAAUCAGGAAUCAACUGGACAAGGAAUGGUAAAGCCAUUGAAUCCAAAUUCUAGUAGUCCAGCCAUGGCAGGUGUUUCAGCUGCAACAACAGGUCAAGAGAUGGCAAUGAACAGCAGUUCAAAUUUUGCCAUGAAUGGUCUGAAAGAGCAAACAGGUAUGGGACAAAUGCCAGGAAACAGGUUUGUUGCAGGAGGAAUAAACCAUGGAUCAAGCAUGCAAGCAGCCACUCCUCAGGGUAGUAACUAUGCACUCAAAAUGGGCAGCCCAUCAAGAAGUAGUCCAGGAGUGACUGCUGGGCAGAAGAACUCCAUGCUUUCUCCCAGACAUCGUGGAAGUCCCGGGGUGGUUGGAAGCCCUUGCAUCUCAGCUAAUCAGUUUUCUCCCGUAGGAAACUUGCAUUCUCCAGUCGGGGUUUGUAGCAGCACAGGGAAUAGCCAUAGCUACUCUAGCAGCUCCCUUAAUGCACUUCAAGCCCUCAGUGAAGGACAUGGAGUAUCUCAUGGAGCAUCACCUGAACUGAAAAUGGUGACUUUGCAAAAUUCUCCUGGAAACGCCAGUUCUUCGCUCACUAAAAAAGGGAGCGUGGACUCCAAAGAUUCCUUUGGGUUGUUCGGUGAGCCAGGACCAACUGAAGCUGCAACCGGGCAGUCAGAAAGUGGACUUUCUGGUGAACAGAAAGAUGGCAAUGAAAGUAACUUAAAUCCAUUUGGUGGCGGAGAAAGGACUGAUGGCCAAGGCAGAGGGCAUGAUGGCAAAGGACAUACCAAACUCCUACAGUUACUGAUCACCAAAUCAGAUCAAGUGGAAGCUUCCCCUUUGCCAAGUACUCUUGGAGAUUCAAUGAAAGACUCUCCAGGCAAUUCAUUAGGAUUACUGUCUACUUCAGCAGUGACAUCAUCCACAACCAACACCUCUGCAUCACAUGGGCCCUCGCUGAAAGAAAAACAUAAAAUUUUGCACAGACUCCUGCAGGACAGCACUUCUCCUGUAGAUUUGGCAAAGCUGACAGCAGAGGCCACAGGUAAGGAACACAACCAGGACGUGGGCAGUUCAAUUCCUGGUGGAGAAAUACCUAAUAAACAGGAACAAAUGAGCCCGAAGAGAAAAGAAAAUGCACUACUUCGAUACUUACUGGAUAAGGACGACACUAGUAUGUAUAAUAUUAAACCUAAAAUCGAGCGGAUGGAUAGCAAGUUGGAUGCCUGCAUGAGCACUAAAACAGCAAUCAAGUCUGAGAAGGAAAUUAAUUUUGAACCAUCAGAACAGAUCAGCAGUGACUUGGAUAACUUAGAAGAAAUUCUUGAUGACCUGCAGAACAGUCAGUUACAGCAGCUUUUCCCAGACAUGAAGACAGUUCCUGCCAGUGGACCAGUGGACAAGCAGACCAUCUUCCAAGACCUGCUGCAAAUAGGCAACGGGAAUGUCUCUGCAUCACCACUUGGAACGCCGAGCCCAUUAUCUGGGAUGUUACAAAAUGCUUUCAAUAACCCUCGAGCUGUGCAACCAGGCAGACAGCAACAAGGUCGAAAUACAGGAAUGGACAUCCAUAUGCAGGGACAGACAAGUGCAGGACCAUUCCCACCAAUACGAAACAUUAGUCCAUUUGCUGUAGUGUCACAGCAAGUCAUGGGUAACCAAGGAGGUUUGGGAGCCAGUGCAGGAAUGGUCAGUAGUAUGGGAAGUGGAGCCCCACGAUCCAGUAUGGCUUCUGUAGACUGGGGUCAGUCAAGCUCUGCUGCAAACACCACAGGAUCUAUUACAAUGAGCAGGGCAACUCUGCAAGGCAGCAUGAUCGGCAGUCCUUCAUCUGGUAUUCCUAUGAGACCCAACAGUCAGCCCGGUCAGAGAUCAAUGCCCCAAACACAAAUAAUGGGGUCGCCAGAAAUUGAGGUGGGUUUGGGAGGGCCAUCAUAUGGUCAGCAACAAGCGCCUCCAAACCAAACUGCACCUUGGCCUGACAGUAUAAUGCCGAUUGAUCAGGGGCCUUUUGCUAAUCAAAAUCGAAGGCAGUCGUACAACAGUUCUCAAGAUGACCUGCUUUGUACAUCUAUACCAACGGAAGCUCCAAAUGAUGAAGGCACAAUUCUAGACCAGUUACGUUCAGCACUAAAGAAUAUUGAUGAACUAGGACUGGAAGAAAUUGACCGGGCACUCGGAAUACCUGAACUCGUUAUCCAGAGCCAAAGUGUGGAUCACCAGCCAGAGUCAUUUCCUAGCCAGAAGUCCACAAUGAUGGUUGAAAAGCCUCAAGUCUACAAUCAGGCAUAUGGUCCGCAGACCACAGUAGUACAAGGAAACUACUCUACCAUGCAGGAUCCUAAUUUUCAUCCUCUGGCGAAUCAAAUGGGGCAACGACCAGGAUACCCGAUGUUACGGAUGCAGCCAAGACCUGCACUGAGGUCAUCGGGGAUGGUGCCUAACCAGCCCAAUCAGCUUCGGCUUCAGCUCCAACAAAGGCUUCAAGGACAGCAAAUGAAUCGACAGCCACUGAUGAACCCACUCACCACUGUCUCCAACAUGAAUCUACCUCUAAGGGCCAGCGUGCCACCACAAAUGAGUGGUCAGGGACCUAUAAAUGCACAGAUGCUGGCCCAGAGACAGCGUGAGCUUCUGAAUCAGCACCUGCGUCAAAGACAAUUGAUGCAACAGCAACAGCAGCAGCAACAGCAGCAGCAGGUGCAACAGAGAACCAUCAUGAUGCGGCAGCAGGGUUUGAACAUCCCACCAAAUAUGGCAACCUCUGGCAGUAUGGCAGCUGCCAUGAGCACUCCUCGGAUUCCUCAGGCAUCACCACAACAGUUCCCAUUCCCUCCGAACUAUGGAAUGAAUCAGCAGUCUGAUACAGGAUUUGCUGGGGCUACCACCCCCCAAAGCCCAUUAAUGUCCCCAAGGAUGAGCCAUACACAGAGUUCAAUGAUACAGCAGUCUCAACCUACACCCACCUACCAGUCACCUUCUGAGAUUAAUGGCUGGCCACAGGGAAGCAUGAACGGAAACAGCAUGUUUUCACAGCCGUCCCCACCACAGUUUGGACAACAGGCAAACACCAGCAUGUACAGCAACAACAUGAAUAUCAGUGUUUCUAUGGCAACCAAUGCUGCUGGUAUGAACAACAUGAAUCAGAUGUCAGGGCAGAUUAGCAUGACCUCAAUGACCUCUGUGCCAACACCAGGAUUGUCCUCUAUGGGUGCUGAACAGGUCCAGAAGGUCCACGUGCUUGCUGAUGUACAGUGCAAGGUCAACAUUUAGGUGGUAACAAUUAUACCAACAAACAAGCUCCACCAGAUCAAGCCAAGAAAAGUGCAGCAGCCAAUUGAACUCAGCCAGUCUCAGAGAAAUUCCUGUUACAAGUGUUGCUAACAGAGACAGGCUCUUUAGUAGCAACAUACUUGCCUACCGAAGUUGCUUUGUCCAUUAAUUGCAUUCACCAUAAGUGUGACUUAAGUCUGUCCUCACAACAGAUUGACAUCGGCUUUGAACCUUGUCCGAUGAAUGUAUUUCUAUCGUCGUUUUGCAGAAUGAUCAGCUCUUUGCGCUUUUUUUUGAUCUUCAGUGGUUGCUGACUUUUCUGCUAUUUAAUCCAGUGUGCAGGCUUUCAGCCAUGUUUCCCUUCAACAGUAUUUAGAAAUGAAGCCUUUCUUUAAAAGGUUCUGCUGUGAAUAUAAAUAAACUUACCAAUAAGCUGAAUAAUGUAAGAAUAAAGAAUUUGGUUUGGAAGGUAUCUAAAUGGAAUAUGAAAUUGUUUUUAUGUUUUACAUGAAACCAAAUGGGGAAUAGACCUGGUGGUUUGUUAGUGUGUUAGCUAAGGUGUUUUGGUGCAUUAUCUCUUCAUGCUCUGUGUUUUCUGCAGUCAUGGCUCAAUAUCCAGGGUGCAUGAAAUGUUUUGACUGUUUUUUAUUACAUUCAAAUAUUAUAAUCAUUUGGCUCUGCAGACUGAGGCUACCUAUUAAACGUUAUCAGCUCUGUAGAGCCCCACCUCUCACACCAGAAUAACUUAUCUGACUAAUUGUUGCAUGUCGACAGAAAACACAAAAUUACCAAAUCAUCUUAAUGAUUACAUCGCAGUAAAUAAGACCAUUUUGAUCCUUGCCAUGUUACAGAUCUAGUUAGGUUACCAAAUCUGUGGCUCAUUUUUACGACUUUUCUUCAUUCACAUUCAGGUCAAAUCUCCGUGCUAGUUCCCACGACCGACCAGCGAUGGUGACGUAUGUCCCUACCCGUGCCCAAAAUGCAGAAUAGAUUUCUCUCAGUCAUUCGGACUGUCUCAGGAAAGCCCAUAGCCCCAAUUCAAUCCCAUCAGGAGCUGCAUAAUCCAUCUUUAAAAAAGGCAGGAAUUUGUAGUCAUAUCCUCAUUGCAAGUGUAUGUUGUUCACCCAGUCAACAUUACUAUUCUCCUGGCAACAUCUGGUAUUCUCACAACAAAAAUCCCUACAUGAAAUUGGCCUCCUUGGAACUGAAGGCCAGCUUCCUUCUCUCCUUCACCAUCUUCCCUUCUUCUGAGCUUUGCUUUUUGCCUCUCUUAGGUUGUGCUUCUUACCAUAGUGACAACAGUAUUGGCCUUUCCAAAAUGACGGGUUGGCCUCUUGCAGAUCAUUCUCCCAUGCUGGCUUUAUCUCUGUCCACCAGAGAUGAGCAAUAUGAUUCACACUCUCCCACAGACAGGCUGGGGUGCUGGGUGGAGUUCAGGAGCAUCACUGACAUUUGCUAAGGAUUUCUCCACUUAUUUUCUUUCAAAAAAGUCUGCAAUGGCAAAAUAACAAAAGCAAAGAUCAAAUGUAUUCUCUCCUUUUCUUGGUGUACCUUGCUUUCUCAUUUUGUACAAUGUGUUCUUCAGGUGAUAAGUUGUUCAUCUUCAUUGAUAGAAGCAAACACAGGUAUACAGGCAGCUAAGACAUAAUGCGGAAAUGAGAAUCUUCAGGAUAACUUUUUUUACUGGAUUUCUGAAAUAGGUGGCAUCCUGUGCCUGGCCUCACUGCUGAUUCAUAAUCAUUUAAUGUUGCAUCUCUAAUCUAGCAAAGUAUUACUAAUCUAAUAUUUUUUAUACUCUUUAAUUGUCCCUGAACAAUCAAUUGGUUUGGGACCGAACUGUGCAAAGAGCAGAAGCUUCUAUUACGAGUCUCACACGUAAAACUUGAUCAAAGUUUUACAAGAAACUCAUUAAAUGGUGCAUACCGUGUUGUGUGCAGAACCAAUAUUUGCAUUACCUGGUUUAUUGCAUUUCUGGUAUCAAGUCGUGGUUUUUACACGUAAUACAGAAUUCUGAGCAAAUGUAUCUUGGGCUACUCAUUCUAGUGACAAUUGUGAACAGGUUUGGAAUUUAUUAAGAGUUUCUUGAGUUUCUUUUCAAUGUGUGGGCAUGGGGUUAGUAUGGGUCUUUUCCAUACUGCAUUUGUUAUGUAGACAUUAAAAAGCUUUUAGCUUUGAAGAAUUAAGCAGAUAUAAUUGUGACAUUACUCACACAAUAUACCAAAUACUACAAUGUCGGCGGUUCCAUCGAGGCUAAGUAUUCAAUGCAGUUUGGUUCCAACAAUGCUAUCCUAUCAUGCAUAUUAGACCAGAUUGUUAUAACUAUUAAAUUCAUGACUUUACACUCAUGACUGCUUCUGGUGUGUUUAGUUGAGUUUAUGCAUGGGAUAGUAAUGCUUGCAUUGUGAGACAUAAAAUUUAAAGGUAUUACAGACUCGUCUAGCCUAUUAUUCGAAACUAAUUGUUCAAUGCAGUUUUAUUGUGCUGAGAGGACGGACUGUUUUAUAAGCUUCAGAAACCCAGUACUUCAUUACAAUUUCCUAAAGUCAGCGGCAGUUUCAAAAAGCAAAAUUGUGUAGAUCUAGGAUCAGAUAAGAGCCCAAACACAAACAGCCAUAACAUUUUCAUAUGGUACAGUAUUUUGUAAAUAAUAAGAUACGAUGACUUUUGGAAAGCAGUUAGCUACAGUGCUCUCCAUAAUGUUUGCGACAAAGACCCAUAAUUUAUUUAUUUGCCUCUAUACUCCAUAAUUUGAGAUUUGUAAUAGAAAAAAAAUCAUAUGUGGUUAAGGUGCACAUUGUCAGAUUUUAAUAAAGGCCAUUUUUAUACAUUUUGAUUUCACCAUGUCUUUAUACAUAGUCCCCCCAUUUCAGGGCACCAUAAUGUUUGGGACACAGCAAUAUCAUGUAAAUGAAAGUAGUCAUUUUUAGUAUUUUGUUGCAUAUCCUUUGCAUGCAAUGACUGCUUGAAGUCUGCGAUUCAUGGACAUCGCCAGUUGCUGGGUGGCUUCUCUGGUGAUGGUCUGCCAGGCUUGUAUUGCAGCCAUCUUUAGUUUAUGCUUGUUUUGGGGGGCUAGUCCCCUUCAGUUUUCUCUUCAGCAUAUAAACGGCAUGCUCAAUUGGGUUCAGAUCAGAUGAUUGACUUGGCCACUCAAGUAUUGACCAUUUUUUAGCUUUGAAAAACUCCUUUGUUGCUUUAGCAGUAUGUUUGGAAUCAUUGUCUUGCUGUAGAAUGAACCGCCAGUCAAUUAAUUUUGAGGCAUUUGUGUGAACUUGAGCAGAUAGGAUGUGUCUAUACACUUCAGAAUUCAUUAUUCUACUACCAUCAGCAGUUGUAUCAGCAAUGAAGAUAAGUGAUCCAGUAUCUUCUGCAGCCAUACAUGUCCAGGCCAUAACACCCCCACCACCGUGUUUCACAGAUGAGGUGGUAUGCUUUGGAUCUUGGGUAGUUCCUUCUCUCCUCCAUACUUAGCUCUUGCCAUCACUCGUAUAUAAGUUCAUCUUCAUCUCAUCUGUCCACAAGACUUUUUUCCAGAACCGUGGUUGCUCUUUUAAGUACUUCUUGACAAACUGUAACCCGGCCAUCCUAUUUUUGCGGCUAAUCAGUGGUUUGCAUCUUGCAGUGUAGCCUCUAUUUCUGUCCAUUAAGUCUCCUUCGGACAGUGGUCAUUGACAAAUUCACUCCUAAAGAAUGUUUCUGAUCCGUCCCUCAGGUGUUUGGUUUUUUUUCGUUAUUAUAGAGAGAAUUCUCCUGCCAUCAGCUGUGGAGGUCUUCCUUGGCCUGCCAGUGCCUUUGCGAUUAGUAAGCUCACCAGUGCUCUCUUUCUUCUUAGUGAUAUUCCAAACAGUUGAUUUUGGUAAGCCUAAUGUCUGGUUGAUGUCUUUAUAACAGUUUUAUUCUUGUUUCUCACUCAUAAUGGCUUCUUUGACUUUCAUUGGCACAAAUUUGGUCCUCGUGUUAAUAAACAGCAAUAAAAGUUUCCAAAGGUGAUGGAAAGACUGGAGGAAAGACUGGAUGCUGAGAGCUCUCGUACACCUGCAUUAACGAGGCAAUUACACACACCUGAGCAAUUUCAAAUACCUGUGAAGCCAUGUGUCCCUAACAUGGUGCCCUGAAAUGGGGGG